AGUUUUUCUUCAGAAGCGGUUUCCCUCCUUUUGGGGUUCCUGUCCUCCCAGGGCUCUCCAUGGCUCCCUAAUACUUUGCAAGGACCCCGAAGGGCCAACUGGCCCUCAUCAGAGGGAGCCCUGGUGGCAGAACGCAGUAUUGCAGGCUGACUCUGCCCACAGCCAGGAGUUCAGCCACCUGCUGAAGGUUGACUCAGCCUUCCAUCCUUCCCAGGCAGGUAAAAUGGGGACCCAGAUGGUUGGGGGGCAGAGGCUGACUCGGUAAACCGCUCAGAGAGUGAAGGAAGGAAUGGAGUGGAAGGGGAGGGGGCGUCCCACUGCCGGACCCCAAAUGCAGGGGAGGGGCGUGCUGGUUCCCCUCCGGGCUCUUGCUGAAGCACUGCGGAGGCGCGGCGAACGCCGGCCCGAGCCACGCGGAGGUCGGUGCGGCGGGGGCUCCACGCGCGGCUGCGACCCGCUUUGCGCCCGCCUGUCCCGCCUGCGGGUGCGUGCGCGCGUGUCCUUCCCGACGGCCAGCCGAGCUCCCCCGCUCUUGCUCGCUCCGCAAGGUGGGCAGAGGAGCCGCAGGCGGGAGAGACGCGCCCGCCCGGUCGCCGGCAGCCCCCCUCGCCCCCCGGCCAGCCCCACGCGGGCCACCUGCUGCCUCCGCCGCUGCAUUCAGGAGAGCCGGCGGGCACUGCGGAGCUCCCGGCGGGCAGCCUUCCUGGAGCCCCGACCGGCACCUCCGGCCAGAGAAGAGAAACUGAAUCCCUGGUUCCUUUCUGGGUGACCUUUCCUGCUCUGAUCCUGAGACGGCCGCCAGGAUGCCGGGGUUGAUCAACCGGACAACCAGCACCGUCCUCCCUCUGGCUGCCUCGGAGGUCACCUCCUGCGUCAGUGGCUACGCCUUUGGAAUGACUGCCUGCCUGUCCUACCACAACUCCGAGAACCAUCCUUUCGAAGGCUUGUUUGUCUAUCCCUUGGACGAACACACAACGGUGGUGGGCUUCGAAGCUGUGAUUUCCGAGCGGGUGCUGACAGUGCAGAUCAAAGACAAGGCGAGAAUUGAGGAGAGCUGCUUUGGUGAUGGAAGAACUCCAGAUGAGGAGGGCUGCAUAAUUCUGGAUGAAGACCUGGAAAGGAUCGCCUUUGUGGCCAACGUGGGCAUCGUUCCUUCCCAAGUGGACGUGUCCAUCUGCAUCAGCACCUCCUCUGAACUUCAGACCCUCCCAACCGGGGCCGUCAGGGUCCUCCUUCCGGCUGUCUGUGCCCCCAGAGUGCCCCAGAAAGCCACUGAUUUGACCACCGGCUUCUCUGGACACCCCCUUCCAUUCAGGGACAGGCACUACAGCGGGACACUGUCUCCAGAAGAAGCAGGGAAAUUUUGCCUGGCACAUCUCCUGGAAACCGAGACCACCAACCCCAUGGAGUACGAAUUCAGCUUCUCCCUGGAGAUCCGAGGGCCGUGUUUAUUGGCAGGGGUGGAAAGCCCCACGCAUGAGAUCCGAGCGGACGCCGACCCUUCGGCCAGGUCGGCCAAGAGCAUCACCAUCACCCUGACCAACAGACACACCUUCGACCGUCCGGUGGAGGUCCUGAUCCACCCGAGUGAGCCCCACAUGCCCCACGUCCUGAUGGAGGAGGGGGACAUGGCCCCUGCCCAGUACGAGCAGCACCUGAGGGGGCGGAGCGACUUCAUCAAAGGCACCAAGAAGGACCCCAGCGCCCAGAAAAAGACCGAAAUUAUCCGCAAAAGGCUUCACAAGGACAUCCCUCACCAUCCGGUGAUCAUGCUGAACUUCUGCCCGGAUCUGAAACGGGUGCAGCCAAACCUCCGGAAGACCCACGGAGAAUUCAUAUUUCUGGUGGACCGAAGCAGAAGUAUGGCUGGCACAAGCAUCGCUCGGGUGAAGGACGCGCUGGUGGUCAUCCUCAAGAGCCUCAUGCCGGGCUGUCUCUUCAACGUCAUCGGCUUCGGAUCCACCUUCAAGGCCGUCUUCCCUGCCAGCCAGGCCUACUCGGAGGAGAACCUGGCAGGGGCCUGCGAGAGCAUCAAGAAAAUCCGGGCGGACAUGGGCAGCACCAACCUCCUGCCGCCCCUGAAGUGGGCCCUCCGGCAGCCCAUCCAGCGGGGACACCCCCGCCUGCUCUUCCUGCUGACGGACGGGGCGGUGGGGAACACCGGCAAAAUCCUGGCGCUCCUGCGCAGCCAUGCCUUCUCCACCAGGUGCUACACUUUCGGCAUCGGCAAGAGCGCCUGCCGGAGGCUGCUGAAGGGCCUGGCCGCCGUAACCAAAGGGAGCGCCGAGUUCCUGGCCGAAGGGGAGCGGCUGCAGCCAAAGAUGAUCAGGUCUCUGAAGAAGGCCCUGGCACCGGUGGUGAGCGAUGUCUCCGUAGAUUGGGUGUUUCCCGAAACGACAGAAGUCCUGAUUUCGCCUGUCCACGCCAGCUGCCUUUUCCCAGGAGACCGUCUGGUGGCCUACAGCAUUGUGUGCGACACAUCCCUGUAUGUCUCUAACCCCCGGCUGGACAAGAGACGCCGUUACAGCAUGCUGCAUUCGCAAGAGUCAGGAAGCUCUGUUUUCUUCCAUUCACAAGAAGAAGAAGAAGGAGGGAGUGGAGGAGGAGGAGGAGGGCUGGAGAACUGGGAGGUCACCAAGGACCCCGGAAGUGGAUUUCCUUCGGAGAGGAGCAGCGGCGAGAUGGGAAGCGAAUCGGACAUAGAUUCAGGCUUAGACUCUGUAACGACAUCCCAGCGAAGGGCCUACAGCACCAGUCAGGUUGCUGACUGGGAGCCUCCCCAGAAGCUCCCCACGGCCAGCGACUCCGGCUCUGUGCCGAGGGCAAAUCCCCUCCGGAAAGCCCACCUGCAGGACCUCAGCCAAAUCGCUGCAGGCGCUCAGCCCUGGCAGGGGGAGCUUCAGCCUCUCACAGCCAGCCGCCCCCCAGCAACCAAGAUCCGUGGAGUGGGUGCACGGCGGCCGUCUCUGCUCCAGGACCUGCGACAGCUGCACCGGGACCCCACGCAGGCAGCCGCGGGGACAGGACCGGGGUCCCAAGACACCAACUCCCUUCCCGAGUUCACAUUUUCGGACAGCCGAAGCCCUGGAGAACUGGAGUCUGCCCAGCAUCCUUCCUUCCACUUUGAAACAGAGGCCGCCUCGGAUUGGGACCUUCCUGAUCCGGAACCGGGUUCUUCGGGCGGUGGUGGCUGGAGGGGGUCUCGAAGGUCGCUCUGCAAGGCCCUGGUGAAGGGGCUCCAGAACGGGGAACCCGUCAAGUGGGAGAUAACCUUCGACCUCAGUGGCCUCUUCCAAAGCAGAGACGGCAAGGGCCAAGGAGGAGGAGGAGGAGGAGAAGAAGAAGGAGGAGGAGACAUCUGGAAUGAGACUUUCCACCACCUGGCCGCCAAGUCCAUCAUCCAGGACUUUGAGCAGCUGGCCGAGAGGGAGUUUGAGAUUGAGCACGGGUCCGGGCGGAGGUACCAAGCCAACGCCGUGCACGCCAGCAAAUCUUGCAAUGUGAUCAGCAAAUUCACGGUGUUUGUGCCGGUGGACCUGAGCAGCAACAGCUAUUUGCCAACCCUUGUUAAAUAUCCCCGUACAGGUCUGCUGAUGAAGUCGUCCAGCCAACUGGGCUCCAGGUUCGAGAGCCGACGGCACCGAAGACUCUCGGCUAGCUCGGGGCGGAUUCAUGACGGAGUAGACGGUGGGCCGCACAAUGCAAAUGCAGAAGAGAACAUUUUGUCUCCUUCUGGCUCACUGCCUUCCUCUGGAAGGGAUCGCCACAGUUUUCCAGACGGGUCACUACGCAGCCCAUCGGUUUCCUCUCAAAAGUCCAUUGAAAACUUCUUUGGCGCCAGGCUGACGUUUAACAAAACCAGGCUGCUGACCAAGGCUGCCCGGGGCUUCAUGGGAAAACUCCCCGCAAAGAGCAACGAGCUCAGUUCGGAAAAUGACAAUGACAGUGUUGAUUAUCUGCCACUGGUGUCUCUCCAGCUGGCCUCUGGCUCCUUCCUCUUGAACAAGGCCUUCUCUGAGGCCAUCAACAUCCCCCUGGAGAAGCUCAGGUGGACCUCGCCGUUUGCUUGCCACCGCAUGGACCUCAGUCCUUCCACCAGCUCCAGGAAAGUGGAAGGUCCAGGAGAAGCCAAGGGCACAAGUGUGGCUGAUGUUCCAGAGAGACAUAUCCACGAAGAGGCUGAGAAGAAGGCUGCCCUGCAGGGACAUCCUUCUGGAGGCCCAGCAGAAAGCUCCUCCCGAGUCCCCAAGGCCGAGGGCAGCCUGUCCCCUCCCUCCAUCACCAUCCAGAGCUUCUCCACCCCAGAGAGCGGCCCGUCCCCGCCCGACAGCAGCCGAGGCUCAGAGACGGAAACCUCCGAGCUCCAGGCGUGGCUCUUCGAUGUUGGCCUCCAGCAGCAGGCCGAUCCAGAGGGGAUGCUCUGGGCCACGGCGGUAGCCUUGGCGUGGCUGGAGCACAGCUCGGCCUCCUACUUCAUUGAGUGGGAGCUGGUGGCCGCCAAGGCCAGCCGAUGGCUCAGUGAGCAAGACAUCCCAGAAGGGCGAAACCUGCUGGCCCUCAAAACAGCUGCUCAACAGCUGUUUGUGCUGCUCCGGCACUGGAACAAAAAUCUGCAGUUCAACUUGUUGUGUUACAACCCGAAGGAUGUCUAGGAAGAGGGUGAGCAGAGGUAGGAAGGCCUGAAGCUGGCCUGGGCCCCAGCUCCACCCAGUUCCAGCCAGGCUGGUGGCCGUCCGGUUGAUGCCAGGGGCGCCUCUGGAUCCCAGUGAACUCCAUCUCCCAUCUUUCUCCAGCCGCGUCGCAUAGAGCUGGCAUCUGACGCAUCCGGAGGACCCUGGCUGGGGAAGGUUGGCAGGGGUCUCUGAUACCAGCCUCGUCCCCGAGUCUUUCUCUGGUCCUGCUGUUCAAGUGUCGACCUUCUGCGUCAUUUUGUAUUGUGCUUCUGAGCAUGCAAAGCCCCCGCAGUGGUUGUGUUCCCUGAGGUGGGGAUUGUGGCUGUGCUUCACUGGGAGGAAGAUCACCAGAAAAGUGCCCCCUCCGCCCUCUGGACCCCUCCAGGCUAGACUUCAGGUUUUCAGGAAAAAGUUUCUCCGAAGCCAGGAGGGUCCCGGAGCUGGGACAGGAGACGAUCCAUGGGGUUGGGCGAUGGGCAGACAGCUGAGUCUGGGGAGCCCAAGUGGCAAGGGGGAGGCAUAGAAAGACCAGGGGGGCAUGCAGAGCCUACCUUUGGGUCAGGCUCUUGGGACGGCCAAGCAGUGGGCGGACUAGAGGAUCCUCAAGGUCCCUUCCAACUCUGUUAUUCUGUCUUCUAUAUCCUAAGAUCCAUACUCAAAAUAAGGACAAAUUUGUUGGUUGUGGAAAGUAUAAAGCAAUGGAAGAAUCUGCUCGCAGAAGUGGUGGGUGCUCCAUCAGUGAAGGUUUUUAAGAAGAGAUUGGACAGCCAUUCGUCUGGAAUAGUAUAGGGUCUCCUGCUUGAGCAGGGGGUUGGACUAGAAGACCUCGGAGGUCCCUUCCAACUCUGCUAUUCUGUUAUUCUGGGAUGUUACCUGAAUCUUAACCACAGCAUCUGCUUGCCAAUUCAACGUUAUUACGGCUCUUUUCUCUCUCACACUUUAUUUCUUCUGCAAGAUUGUAAAGGAAAAAGAAAAAAGCAUGACCAAUUGCUAGAGAGGUUCCUCCGUCGAUGUUUUGAUCGCUAGUUUCAGUCGUGCCCCGUGUGGGCAUCGGAAAAAGGGCAACAUCUGAUGUGAAGGAAGGACACCUCGCCCUGCAUACAAUUCUAACAAAGUUAGCAGCGAGGAUUUUCUUCAGUUUCACUUUUUUUUUUUUUUUGUCUCUUUGUUGGUUUCUUAACUAUUUUUUUUUUCAUUUGUGGCUGCUUCAGUGGCUUAAUAAACCGAGAACUAUUGAAAAAGAGUGUGUAUGUGAGUUUGUUAAGCCCCCAAAUACUCCCAAGAAAAAGCAUUGAAAGGGGGGUUAGUCUGGGCAGCCAUUUGUUCAGAAUGGUGUAGGGUCUCCUGUUGGGCAGGGGGUUGGACUGGAAGACCUCCAAGGCCCCUUCAAGCUUAUUUGGCAAUUUUUUGUGCUGCGGUUCCUGCUUGCGUCUCAUCUGAAUCACCUUGUGGGUUUCCUUUUCACCCCACAAAACAAGGGGUUGAAGAUGCAUUUUCUUGUAGGCGCCACACUCUCUCUCUUUCUCUCUCUCUCUCUCUCUCUCUCUCUCUCUCUCUCUCUCUCUCUCUCCAUUCCUGGUAAAGCCACCAGGGGGCACUGCUGGGCUCCAAAUUGCUUGGGGGGGUUCCUUUUCUGUUGCUCAGGAAACGAGAGAGGAGCUCUGCGCUGAGCCAAGGAUGCUGUACACUUUACUCCUCUCCCUCCCUCCCCCCCCCCAUCCACAAUCAACAUGAGGUUUUGAAUCACCCAGUCCCACAGGUGCUUUUCCCAAAGGGCAACUGGACUGUCUUGGUUGCUGUUUUUCCUUUGAAAAUAGUAAUAGUAAUAGUAGUAAAGUUGGAAGGGACCUUGGAGGUCAUCUAGUCCAACCCCCUGCUCG
Crotalus tigris (Tiger rattlesnake) is the source of this 6553-nucleotide messenger RNA. RefSeq names its product von Willebrand factor A domain containing 5B1 (gene VWA5B1). The transcript is spliced from 22 exons. The coding region runs from base 804 to 4652 and encodes 1282 amino acids. Lineage: Eukaryota; Metazoa; Chordata; Lepidosauria; Squamata; Viperidae. The record is from RefSeq and is a predicted model, not a curated record.